Molecule: messenger RNA, 1320 nt
Organism: Aspergillus alliaceus
Lineage: Eukaryota; Fungi; Ascomycota; Eurotiomycetes; Eurotiales; Aspergillaceae
Product: PaaI family thioesterase
Exons: 3
Coding region: 143-1057 (304 amino acids)
Source: RefSeq, a predicted model, not a curated record
UGAUAAGCAACGGGUUCCCUCAAGGAAACAGCCCCCCGACAGACCAACGGAUUACCUCAGUUAGGGCCGCAUUAUGGUUGGGAGCCCAUAGACGCUGACUCUCGUAUCCUCUUGAAGUUGUGAUCUAGACCUCAUUGUCGCGAUGCAACGAGUCCCAUUCUCAACCUUCUCUCGGGCUGUCCCCACCACGACCAAGUUCUGUCUCAGGUCGAAUGGUCCUAUAAAAGCCCAAUGGCUCGUGCAUCAGUCUCGGAAGGUUCCUCUACCUCAUGAUCUCUUCCGCCGAUUGUAUUCUACAGGUACAUCGUCAAUCCCGCCUCAGACCCCUAAGCCUCGAUCCCGUUUACGCCGAUUCGUGGGCUUCACAUCAAUUGCGUUAAUCGCAUUCACUGCCGGGAUCGUUUACCAAACACAAAAAACCGUGUCUCGCAUGAUGACGGCCACUCUGCCCACAGACGAGGAGACCCUCACAGCAUUCGUUCCUCCCGAUCAGUUUUCGGCAGAGGUCGACAACUUCAUCCGCAACCAUCCAAUCUCCGUGGCGCUGCGGGAGGACUCUGCCUUCACCGAGUCCCGCCCGCAUUUGAAGAUCCCGGCCGAGCUGCGCGCACGCAAUCUGACCGCGGGUACUCUCUCGGGUCCCGAUCGAAUUGUCGUCCCGCCGUAUAUCUUCUCUGAGGUAGGCGGAAAGAGCCUUGUCUCGAUCUUCUACCUUGGCUCCGCCAUCAGUGGCCACCCCGGUAUCGUUCACGGUGGUCUUCUGGCUACACUGCUUGACGAGGCGAUGGCGCGGUGCUGUUUCCCUGCUCUGCCGAACAAGGUCGGUGUAACGGCCAACUUGAAUAUUGACUACCGACGCCCUGCCAUGGCAGAUGCCUAUGCCGUUCUGCGGGCGGAGACGGUGAAGGUCGACGGCCGUAAAGCCUGGGUGGAAGCACGCAUCGAGACUCUGCCGAAGGAUGGCGAGGAGCCCCAGGUCUUGGUUGAGGCGAAGGCUCUGUUUGUGGAGCCCAAGCAAGCUGCAGCUAUGUCCAGUCUUUACAAGAUCACUAACUAGAGCCCAGCCCUCUUCUUGAGAUCGGGCUCAAUCUUCUGAAAUUUUGAGUACCAUGACGCAUGCAUUCAUUGGACAGGCGUAUAGACGGUUGGAUACUUGUUUGUUUCUAUUGAGUUGUACAUAAGAGAUCGUGGAUUUGUGCUAGGAAUAGUUUUUAGAUGGCAGUUGAGCCGCGUGACAAUGCGAGGCAUUGCACAUAUGCAUUGAUCAAUCAAGAUUAUAUUUCACAGAUAUGAACAAUAACCAACCAAGGAAAUCAUCGG